Lodderomyces elongisporus is the source of this 1557-nucleotide messenger RNA. RefSeq names its product zinc-coordinating transcription factor (gene SFP1). Gene Ontology annotation, cellular component: nucleus. The record is from RefSeq and is a predicted model, not a curated record. Bases 1 to 1557 code for a protein of 518 amino acids. Lineage: Eukaryota; Fungi; Ascomycota; Pichiomycetes; Serinales; Debaryomycetaceae. The transcript has a single exon.
AUGUUUAACACCAAGAUAUUUGAAAAUAACAGUAGUUCCUCAUCUACACUGGCCGCUACGGCAGCUAUGAACCUACCUUUACAACCAACAAUACAAGACCAACACCCGCUUUCCCUGAAUUCGGUAUCAAACUCAACUACAAACUCAAACUCACUUUCAAACUCAAAUUCAAACUCAAACUCAAACUCCUCACAAUCAACUUCCUCAUCAAGCCAACACUUUCAUUCCAGUAGCGAUAGCAUGAGUAUAGACCAGCCGCAACCAAUAGAUAUCACAUUCAACCAUCGCCCAUCUAUUUUCAACAACUCGCGAUUCAGAAGAGAAUCAGUUGCUCAUUCUCAAGGUAUGGGUGGUAUUUCGUGGGGUUCAGUUACUAUUGGAUCCUGGUUAAAAGACGAAGUCAUGUCAGCCAAUAUAGGUGUAGCAACAGGUGUCGGUGGCAGUGGCGGCAUCACAACAAACUUUUUGAGCCCUCACCUAAACCCACAACUGCAUAGCAAUAGUCACCAACAGCUGCACAACCAUUCAGUCCAUAAUAGUAGUAAUUUGCAUCUGCAUCUGCUGCUGCUGCUGCAACAGGUGCUGCAUGGUAAUCAAAACUUGAUCAAUCCAAGACGAGGCUCCUUUAGAACCGCUUUACACCCAAGUUUGUCGCCUCAACAACAAACAUCGUAUUUGCCUGAUUUGGAAGCAGAUUACUGUAAAGAUUACAAUUGUUGUGGCGAAUUGCUUCCAACAUUGCAUGAUUUAUUGAGACAUUAUGAGGAGGCUCAUAUCCUGGCGUCACCUCCACUUGACUCCAAUCAACACUUGUUGAAUAACAAUAGGAAUCGAAAUAAUUACAAUAACAUACAUAACGUCAUGGAAACUGUAUCCACAACCGAUGUGUUUUUGAAUAAUCACCAUACUGAUCGAAAGAACUAUGAUGGCGGAAACUACCACUUUAACAACCACCAACAAGCUCAGCAUUCACAACACCCAAACCAAAAUCAAAACCAUCACAAUCCUCUGCAGCUGCAGCUGCUGCAGCAAUUGCAAAAUCAACAUCAGCAUCAGCAUCAGCAUCAACACCCUCAACUGGCAAAUGCAAACCAGCAACUGCUCCUGCUGGUGCUGCUGAUGCUGCAACAUGCUCGCGGAGGUGCCAACUCGCAGUUUUUAAACAAUCAAUUUGGAACACACCAGUCACCUCUUUCAUCCAAUGACGACACACCAAUGCAAAACGACGAUGAUGAUAUCUACAUAGAUGAUCCAGCGCGCCACUUGUACGUGAUGGAAAAUGAAGAAAAUAAACCUUUCAAGUGUCCCGUUAUUGGAUGUGAUAAGACUUACAAGAACCAAAAUGGUUUGAAAUAUCAUAGGUCGCAUGGACAUCAAGGUCAAUCUUUGAGAGAAAACCCAGAUGGUACCAUCAGCAUAAUUGAUCCUGAUUCAAAUCUGCCAUACUUGGAUAACUCAGCAUUAGAGAAGGAUAAACCUUAUAGAUGUGAAGUAUGUGGAAAGAGAUACAAGAAUCUCAAUGGGUUGAAGUAUCACCGUGGUCACACUACCCAUUAA